Messenger RNA from Salvia miltiorrhiza (redroot sage), 3615 nucleotides. RefSeq lists its product as uncharacterized. Gene Ontology annotation, molecular function: deSUMOylase activity. The transcript has 7 exons. The record is from RefSeq and is a predicted model, not a curated record. Gene Ontology annotation, biological process: protein desumoylation. The coding region runs from base 726 to 3347 and encodes 873 amino acids. Gene Ontology annotation, cellular component: nucleus. Lineage: Eukaryota; Viridiplantae; Streptophyta; Magnoliopsida; Lamiales; Lamiaceae.
GGUAAUGUCCAUGCUAGAUCACCCCUAAUGAGGAUCACCCUUCAGAUCCUCACACGUGGCAUCUGUUCAACUUUAAGUGAAGCAGCCGGUCCACCUCGAAAACCCGGUCUUUCAUACAACUAAACCAGCCUAUUACCGGUUAUCUUGCACUCUUUUUUGUCCUCGAUUUCCGUGUAGUAGGUUUAUUGUAGAAAAUGAUUAUUUCGUAGGUAAAGAAUCCCAUAUUGAAUUCCAUCGAAUUGAAGCAAUUUUUGGUUGAAAGGGCCUUAGAUUUAGUUGAAAAUUUUGUAUGUUUUCAGUGUAUGAUAGUUAUGUUAAUUCAUACAUCGGUUCAAAUUGAAUGAAGUUUUAUUUGUUAAUUUCUUGUAUUUUGCGUAGCUGAAAAUUUUCUGAGUUCGUAGGAGUUUCAACUUACAGAAUGCUGGGGAUUUCAUUUUCACGGUUCCCGAUCGUUAGUUCUGAGUAGAAUUUUGUGAAUUUACGGCUUUACCCUCUUGAUUUUGCUUUGUUUCCAAUGGGUUCGUCCUUUUUGGUCGAGAAUGCCCCUUUGUAUGAUUUAGAAAAGGUGGCUGAUGGAGGUAUUCUAUUUGAGGAGCAAUCUGUUGGCAAACGUUCUAGCCUUUGGAGAAGCCAACAAAUUCUUAUUUUCUGCGUGAGUGAUGCUGAGAUUGAGUUAGAAUGUGAAGUUUUUGAGAAGCAAUCGAAGCUAAGAAGAACUGCUAGCCAUGAACAACAGAGGUGCUCUCGUCUCCGCCAGGUGUCACCUUUGGUCUUUAAACCUGUUACGGCAGCAUCUUUCGGCCCAGAACUUUGCUCAUGUACGUAGGUCUUGUUUCGGACCUUUGUUUGAUAUAUUAAAUUUAGAGUUUCAGGGGCAACUUUAUAAUGUCAUGUGCCGUCGAUUGCAAAGUGCGUCAGAAGAAAGAUUCGUAUUGCAAUAUCGAAUUGGUAAUUAUGUCGUUGAUUUUGGACCCGCUGAUUUUGCCAUAAUGACCGGCUUGCGGUUCAAUGGCAUCACUACUCUCCCUGAAACUUCUAGUUUCCACGAAACUGUUUUUAGUGGGCAACGUUAUUUGCGGGUGAUUAGCAUCGAAAAUAAGUUCCUCAAAGAAUGCAAACAAACAUCUGGUACCUCAGAAACAAGCUUGAAGUUAGGAUACUUGUAUAUUGUUUAUGGGCUGUUGGUAUUGAAGGAUAGGACACAGAAGAACAUAGAUCUAGGAUUUAUCCAUCUAAUGGAUGACCUUGACAGGUUUCUUCGGUAUCCAUGGGGCAGAAUAGCAUAUGAUUUCUUGGUCCCUCGUACCCAUAAUGCUAGAAAACUUAUACAUAAAAUGGAAACAAAGCAAAAUAAAUUGAGUGUUGAAGCGUAUGGUUUUGUGCAUGUGUUGCAAGCUUGGAUGUAUGAGAUUAUGCCCUCGUUGGCUGGUUUUUGCGGCAAGCAAGUAAUCGAGCACGAGAACCGAAUUCCUAGAAUGCAGCGUUGGUCAGCAGAUUCUGGUAUUUUGUUCGAGCACCUCUGGCCUUACUUUUUACCUAGAGCAGGAAAUGAUCCGGUCCCAAUCAUCGUAUCAGCCCAGGAAUAUGAGAUGAUGGAUGAGCUCGGUAUUCCUUCAACGAUGCAUCCUGCGUCCCCUACUCUAGUUUUUAAUUCCAAAUCUCUUGUUAGAAAAAGACGGCUAACAUACGAGGACGUCGAAACUUCUGAAAAAACUGAAGCAUUGAAGGGAAGUCCAUUGAAGUCUUCUAGCCGUGGUAAAAAGAAGCUGUUAAGUGGAGAUCCUCCCCCUAGUACUCGAUUGGUUGGAAAAACGGAGCAAAUAGAAACAAAGAAGGGCCAUGAUGUGGAUAAUUACGCAGAAAAUGCAGCACCUACACCUGCAUUAUCUAAAAAUACCGUGAAGAAUAAUAGCAAUCUCUUUGUCAUAUUGCUGAUGGAGUUAAUGGAGAAAGUUGACAAGUUAGACCAGAAAGUGGAGAAGAUGGAUGGCAAAGUUGAGCAUCGAGACACGACUCUACACGAGGUUGUGGUAGCGAGUAUUCGAUCUUACUUUGAUAACCAGGCCACUAGUCAUCAUCCCAAAGAAUGCAAAGGAGAGAAAAAAAUUUCAAUGGAGAAAAUGGGAGAACACAAAAGUAGUGGAAACGUUUGUGCAGUUCUAGGUGAAUCAUCUACAUUUCAGAAUCUUGAUGAUUUGGGUAAUAAAGGUGAUCAACUCAAAGUAUCAAACACUGGAUGGUUCAGUAACGAAUGGUUGCUUGAAGAUCCUUUUGCGGUGCAUGAUUGUAAUUAUCAUGAACCACCAAAGCCGGUUCCUUUAACAGAUAAUCCAGUGAAGAAGUCAUUGAGUGUUGGUGAUUCGAGGACCAAAUCUGAAGGUUUUAAAGGAAAAUCCUUCCUUCCACGCACUAAAGAAGGUCUUGGACACACCAUGAAGACUGAGGCGAUUAGUAGCUUGAAAAUUCCUGGCGAAACAGAAAACUUGCUGCCUUCCCUAAAUUUGGAUUGCACAACGUCGUACAGCAAUGGCAUGCCUCAGAAAACCUCCAUGGAUGCGUUGAAGUUCGACCCUUCGGACUUCGACUUCAACUAUGCCGAGCUCAAUCCAUUCCUUCGAUGGCAAAAAGCAGCUUCCAGUGGUCAUCGCCGAUAUGAUCGGAGGCUUCCGAUUAAAAUGUUGCGUGUCGCCGAUAAUGAGUGGUUUAAUGUUAUCUUAGAACGCAAUGGAUGGCUAGAGAGCGAGCAUAUUAAUGCACUUAUAUAUUUGCUGCUUGUUGAUUUCAACAAAGACGUAUCAAAUCCAAUAGUGAGAGAUUGGUCGUGUAUGGAGAUGGUUUGUUGGUUGGGCUUGCGUAGUGAUAACCUUGAGGAAAUGGUGGGGACAGUGAUGCCGUAUGUCCGUGGCAGUCUUCCUUUCAUAGGUGGGCUGGAAUGGACGAAUGCUAGACGUGUAUUUGGUGUGGCACACAUAAACAACAAUCAUUGGUGUUUCUAUCAGAUAUGCAUCCCCGAGCAGCGCAUUGUUGUUUACGACUCUCUGAACUAUGACUGGGAUACUGUAGCAGGGCAUUUUGACAAGGUCCGGACGAACUUACCCAUACUAUGCCGUAUGGGAAGAAUAUGGGAGAGGUGCAACUAUUCAAACGCCCUUAUGGAGAGCUGGGACGUCGUGAAGUUUGAGAAUCCACCACAACAAACUAAUCAUAGCGACUGUGGAAUCAUGGCAAUCAAAUUUAUGGAAUGUUGUGCUUAUGGUGUUCCCGUGGAUGGCAUAAAACCUGAACGUGGACCCAUUUUUCGACGCCGUUACGUGGUAAGGCUUUUUAAUUCUUCAUAUGAAGCAUGACUCCUACACAUGUUUGAGGGGCGGCAGACAUUUGAAGUGAAGGAAUAGGUAUCAAAGCAGGUUUUGUGGUUCUUGGAAGCAAAGUAGGCUGUUAUUUUUUGGGUACAUGCUUGUUCAUAACUCUCCUUUUGGUUUUGGACUAAUUCUUGUUAUUAGCGAAAACCUAAGUUAUGAGCUGAGCUCGUUCAUUGGGAUGUAAAUAUUGCAGCAAAAAUCAUUAGUAUUGCUUCCUUUGUUAUGGAAAUAGUAAACAAGUUUUAUAUAGUGC